GUUAGUGUUAGUGGCACGCUUUUUCUGAGUCCCAACUUCUAAGUUAUCUAACGCACCACUUUCACCUUUUCUUCCCGUCGCCGGUUUCCGGCUAAACAUGUUUUGACGGCGCAUGAAUUCCGUCGAAUCAUGCGGCCGUGUCGUACCCAAGAUCCGCUCCUUCUCUUCACUUCCAGAUGAUUCUGUGUGUCUGAAGCUGGAAAUCAGAUAACGAAAGUUGCUGAUUUUCUAGUAUCUGGAAAUCCAAAUCUCUGUUGCUGAAUCGUUGGAUGCUGCAACUCUAUUUUUGGUUCUCUCUCUUUUUAUCCGAGGUUAUGGUUUUUCAGUUAAUAUACCAAUUGGAUGUAAGUGCCUUGAAGGGAUGAUUUUUUUAGUACAGGGUGAUUACAGAUAUUUAACUGAAGUCCCUAAAUUUGAUGGAAAGAAUACAGAGAUAGGGAUUGGUGGCAUGCCCAUGUUGGGAUGUAGGGUAUAGGGUGUUUAUGAAGGGACUGUGAAGAAUUUUGUUGGGUUACACUGAAGGUUUGUUGACAUGACAAAGAAAAUGCGUUUGGAUUGUUCCUUGCAGGAGGGGAAUGAAGAGAAAGUGGAUAGCUUUGUGGAAUUGGAUACAAGGGAAAGAGUGAAUGAUGGUUUUUCUAGAAUUGGACCAAAUGAUUCACUUCUUCCUGGUCUUAUUGAUGAUGUUGCACUGAAUUGUCUUGCUUGGGUUAGUAGAUCUGAUUAUGCUUCACUAGCAUGUAUAAAUAAAAGGUACAACUUGCUGAUUAGAAGCGGGUAUCUAUCCGGGUUGAGGAAAAAGUUGGGGAUUGUGGAGUUGGAGCAUUUGGUUUAUUUGGUUUGUGAUCCAAGAGGUUGGGAGGCUUUUGACCCUAAGAGAAAUAGAUGGAUAACAUUACCUAAGAUUCCUUGUGAUGAGUGUUUUAACCAUGCAGAUAAGGAGUCCUUGGCUGUGGGGAGUGAAUUGUUGGUUUUUGGUAGGGAAUUGAUGGAUUUUGCCAUUUGGAAGUACAGCUUGAUUUGUCGUGCUUGGGUGAAGUGUCAUGAGAUGAACCGACCUCGCUGCUUGUUCGGAUCUGGCAGUCUCGGUUCAAUUGCUAUUGUUGCUGGUGGAAGUGAUAAAUAUGGAAAUGUUCUAGAGUCUGCGGAGUUGUAUGACUCUUCUUCAGGUACAUGGGAACUGUUACCAAACAUGCAUACACCACGUAGAUUGUGCUCUGGUUUUUUUAUGGAUGGCAAAUUCUAUGUGAUUGGUGGCAUGUCAAGUCCUACUGUUUCAUUGACUUGUGGGGAGGAGUAUGAUCUUAAGACAAGAAAUUGGCGGAAGAUAGAGGGUAUGUAUCCAUAUGUUAAUGGGGCUGCUCAGGCACCUCCACUUGUGGCAGUUGUGGAUAAUCAGUUAUAUGCAGUUGAGCAUCUUACCAACAUGGUGAAGAGAUAUGAUAAGGAAAAGAACACCUGGAAUGAAUUGGGAAGGCUUCCAGUUCGGGCUGAUUCUUCUAAUGGAUGGGGCUUGGCUUUCAAGGCUUGUGGGAAGAAACUUCUGGUUGUGGGUGGACAAAGGGGUCCAGAAGGUGAAGCUAUUGUACUGAAUUCAUGGUGUCCUAGGGCAGGGGUCAGUAAUGGCACCAUUGAUUGGCAGGUACUUGGUGUGAAGGAGCAUGUUGGGGUGUUUGUGUACAAUUGUGCAGUUAUGGGUUGGUCUGGUGAGAUGCUUUUAGAUUGACUCAACAGAAUAUUUGCUGGUUAUCUACAAUCUGACAUAGCUUUCAGGGGUGCUUCUGUGUUGAUUCAUCUUAGUUAAUUGGUGAUGGGAUAGCUUUUCCUUGAUGAGAAUUUGGGUUUCUUCUUUCGACAUCUUAUUUGGAUGUGUCUCUCACUUUCAUGAUCCAUAAAUUUUAUUUGCUUUUGAGAUUACUUAGUAGGCUUACACAGAUAUGUUCUGUUAUCUUUUUCUUAUCCAACAAUGUAAACCAAUAAAUCAUGGAGUUUUAUUUUUUAAUGCUUCAAUGUUUAUGCUUUGGUCCUUUGUGUAGUGUAUGAUAUAUUGGUAUAUCUCUCAAAAUCUGUCCUUUGUGCAUGCCUAGUGCAAUAAUGUUUGUGUACGUGGUUUGAGGGAGAGGAGAGACUAUGAGUGCGUUUGGAUAACUGCCUUAUUCAAGCACUAAGCUCUUUUUAAAACAAUGAUUUAUGUCUUAAAUUUAACGAUGAAAUUAUUAGGAUAUGCUGAAAACAACUUAUUUUUAUUAGUAAUAUAAAAAAGCUUAUUAAAAUAAGCUGAAAAUAGUUUAAGAGUUUUUACUUAUUUUUCAUAAACUAUUCAUAAGCUUUUUUGUAAAUGGACCUAUAACUACUACACUAAGUUGAAGAGGAAGUAUGCUUCUCAUAUUAGGCCAAUAAUAUUAUUAUAUGGCACCAAAAGAAAGCGAGGUCCCCUCAGCUCUAUGAUGUGUUUUGACACUUCCAGCUGUACUUCCUGGAUUGAGAUGCUGUUUUCAUCUGCCUGUUUUUGUUUAGUUAUAUACAACUUAACAUAAAAAUGAUUCUCUUCAUUAAUAAGUUGGUUUAACUCUUGAGUCUGGGACCAUCCUUUGUUUCCCUAACUAACUAACAUGUUUAAAAAUCAUGAGAGAAGGCUCAGUGCAAUGCCCACUCUAUUUAUUUAGUAAUAAUAGUUUACAGUGUACCCAUAUUUUGCACAAAUUAUAGUCACUGGAUGAUACUUUGGCCAUACCGUAGUCCCUUCCCCCUAACAAAAUAAAAGGGUAUUUUACAAAAUACCUCAAAUUAUAUGUUCUCUAUUUGUUGUUGCAGUAUGUUAUUACUCAGGUCUGAUCUAUAUUUUCACUCUGAUUUUUUGGUAUGCUGAGAAUUAUAUCUGCUUAUACUCUCCUUUUUUCACCUUGAGCUAAUCUUAUUGUGUUGCCCAUUUUGUUGGGCAUACAUUUGUGUCUGUUUCCAAUAAGUUGGAAUCCUUCUGUACUAUAUGUCGGUGCAUCUAUUCCCUAGAAGCUAGAAUGAUGCAUUACCAAUUAGGCCAAAGGGAAUAGGUCCACAAUCUAUCAUUUUUCUAGGACUUAAAAUGAAAAAGAAAAAGAAAAGAAAAUUGAUCACUGUUACAAGUUUUCUUUAACUAUUUUAAAUGAAAAAGUCUUGUAUUUACAUGGUUCUUUAUCCUGCUUUAAGUCUCUAAAACGGCGUGAAAUUAUGAGACAUGUGCUUUUACACCAGCCAAGACAUAACAAAAAUGUAGAACGUUACGUGAAGGUUGUAAUGGUAGUGACAUCAAGUUGGUUAACACCAAACGUGAAGAAAAUUCACGUUAGCAUGUUGGAAAUGGAAUCCUUUCUGCAGGUGAUGGGAUGGGGCCACUGCCACUGUGGACCGACCAUUGCUUCUGUUGUUGGUUUCUUUCCACUUGGUUGGUUUCUUUCCACUUGGGAGAUUCCAAAAAAAGAAGAGUUAUGAGUAUCAUAAAGUCAACCAUUUAUUCCAGUGAUUAAAAUAAUUUUUUUUAAUUAAAAAAACACAUUUGGUUUGUUGAAAACUAGGUUCAUUUACCAUUGAACUUUUCUCC
Messenger RNA from Abrus precatorius (Indian licorice), 3577 nucleotides. RefSeq names its product F-box/kelch-repeat protein At5g60570-like. The record is from RefSeq and is a predicted model, not a curated record. The coding region runs from base 533 to 1726 and encodes 397 amino acids. Lineage: Eukaryota; Viridiplantae; Streptophyta; Magnoliopsida; Fabales; Fabaceae. The transcript has 2 exons. Gene Ontology annotation, molecular function: protein binding. Gene Ontology annotation, cellular component: nucleus.